Molecule: messenger RNA, 3313 nt
Organism: Epinephelus moara (kelp grouper)
Lineage: Eukaryota; Metazoa; Chordata; Actinopteri; Perciformes; Serranidae
Exons: 4
Coding region: 72-710 (212 amino acids)
Biological process (GO): positive regulation of T cell proliferation; immune response; T cell costimulation
Cellular component (GO): external side of plasma membrane
Source: RefSeq, a predicted model, not a curated record
CACACACAGAAGCCGGUUGCUCCCCGCCUGAACUGUGUCUGAGCCCAGUGGACACUUAAGAGGAGUGAACGAUGAGUUUAAAAACAAUUUCUACCCGUUACAGACUGCAGAGGACAUGUCCAAUGAGUUUACAGUUUCUGCUCUGGGCAGUGCUGGUGUACAGGUCUGACACAGUGAGCUGCCGCCUGAAGGUUGAAGGUUGUGUCGGAGGAGACGUCCUGCUGCCGUGCGUCUACAGCGACUCUCUACCACAUGCAUUCUCUGUCUACUGGAGCGACAACGACAACAACAUCGUGCUGGACAUCCACAGCAGCGUCCCCGACCUCUCAAACCAGCACGUGAAGUUCAGAGGUCGAGUGUUGAGCGACCCGCAGCUGUGCAGGAAGGGGAACUUCUCCAUCGUGAUGAAGAACGUCUUGCAGUCUGACAGCUGUCCGUAUGACUGUUACAUCCCGUCGGUGAACUUCCACCAGAGGGUGGCGCUCUCCGUCUCAGGUACAUGUGGAGCGUCAGGUGGAGGUACUACAGUAACACCACACCCCUUCCUCACGGCUCUGCCUCCUCUUCUUCUGUCUCUGACCUGGACGGGUUUAAAAUUGACAGAAAAUCUUUUCCCACAUCAUUUCAGACCAAAACAAGACUCUGAGGACAGACACGUGUCACACCUCACGCUCAAGGGUUUAGUUAAGAAAGAGUUCUAUGUACUGUAAGGUCGCGGCUGAAAGCACCAGGAACACCACGCUCUGCCAUUUUAACACCAUUACACACACAGACUGAGCACCGCAGUCUGGUUCUUCAUUCAUUGGCCACGAGCUGAAUCAGCCUCAGAGGUCCCUCCUCUCUAAAGCAAACUGACCAGCUGAUUUAAACCUGUAAAAACGCUGACAGGCGUUUUAAUGUUGUAAAUCAGUGAAAAACCAUUUAAUGAUGCAGUUCAGCUGCUGAUUGGUCAGAGAGCUGCUGACAUCACUCGCAGGGCUCUUCAUUUUGUGUUUGAAUGUGUAACGUACGAAGGCUUUGUGGCUUUUUUUAAUAUUUGUUUCACACAUGAAGGAAACGUAGCCGUGAUUGUUCGCCUCGUACGUAUCUAUGCAAACAUGUUUUUGUUAUUUUUGUACUUAAAUUACUUGAACACAGAGAAACUUUUUUAUGACCUGUGAAGCUUGUUUUCUAGUUUUUUACUUUUUUUGUUGCAGAAAACAUUUAAGUUUACACACACAUUAUUUAUAGAAGGUUUAAACUUUAAACAUUUAAACGGUCCGGGUGAAUUUCCUGUUUGGGAUAUUUGUAAAUGCAGCUGGGUUAGGGUCUGAAGAGGGUACGUGGUUACGAAUAAUGAAUGAAUGUUGGUUUGUUUUUGCAGCAGCUGACAGGAAGUAAAGAGAUCUUUCACUAAGAUCGAGCUGACCCACUCUUAACAGUGUUCUUAGCGACCAAACGCUCACAGAUCCAGACGUGGCAGGAACAUUGAUAUUACACUAAGCAUGGAGACGUUAAAACAGUGCACACCGUAUAUAUUUUGAUCUAUUUCAUACUUCAGAUUUAUAUAGUUUAGCAUUAAUUGGUGACAGAAAAGAACAAAUGUCAUUCUGCAGGGAAACGCGUGUCCUUACUGUGCAUAUUGAAUCUUGAAUCUAUGUUUUAUGAAGAAAGACCCUGUGUGCGCUCAGAGCUGUGGCACAAGUUACGCACCGAAAUCUGGCGGAAGAAAAAUAAGUAUGAGGAAUAACAAGUGUGUUCUUGUAUGUGUUGUGCACAUCAGGCUGGAAGAGGCAUGUGCGUCAUGCUUGAGGCGCACAUUACACCCACGAGUGUCUCGCUGCAGGUGCAGGUGAUAAUAGAGGGCCGUCGGGUGAGGCCACCCCGCAUGUGGACGCCGGGCCUUGCUGGUGCGGUUUGGCGCACGGGAACAGGCCUUGGGCUUGAGAGCGACAACCAUCCCUGACUGUGACAACCGUCCCCGACUGUAACAACGGUACCUGACUGUGACAACCAUCCCUGACUGUGACAACCAUCCCUGACUGUGACAACCGUCCCUGACUGUGAAAACUAUCCCUGACUGUAACAACCGUCCCUGACUGUGACAACCGUCCCUGACUGUAACAACCGCCCCUGACUGUGAAAACUAUCCCUGACUGUAACAACCGUCCCUGACUGUGACAACCAUCCCUGACUGUGACAACCGUCCCCGACUGUGACAACGGUACCUGACUGUGACAACCGUUCCUUACUGUAACAACCAUCCCUGACUGUGACAACCAUCCCCGACUGUAACAACCAUCCCUGACUGUGACAACCAUCCCUGACUGUAACAACCAUCCCUGACUGUAACAACGGUACCUGACUGUAACAACCAUCCCUGACUGUAACAACCAUCCCUGACUGUAACAACCAUCCCUGACUGUGACAACCAUCCCUGACUGUAACAACCAUCCCUGACUGUAACAACGGUACCUGACUGUAACAACCAUCCCUGACUGUAACAACCAUCCCUGACUGUAACAACCAUCCCUGACUGUGACAACCAUCCCUGACUGUAACAACCAUCCCUGACUGUGACAACCAUCCCCGACUGUAACAACGGUACCUGACUGUAACAACCAUCCCUGAAUGUGACAACCGUCCCUGACUGUGACAACCGUUCCUGACUGUAACAACCAUCCCUGACUGUGACAACCAUCCUUGACAACUGUCCCUGACUGUUUCAGGGACGGUUGUCACAGUGGAGGAACUGUAUUAAAACUCAUUUAAGUUUCUGAUUUACUGUAAAAACCACAAAACGUGUCGCACCUUCCCCUGGUAUCCCCUAAUCAGAGCCAUUGGUCAUGUGACCAUCGGCCUGCUAAGGUCAUAGUACUGUACGGGCUGUAGAGUCCAGCCCAGUCGCAUUAAGGGAAUGUUGUUCUGGAAGUCUGAUGAGUCCAGCAGAAUAACGGGAAUAAAAAUGGAAAUAUGGAAGUUAUGUAUUCAUCCUGUAUUUGUCAUAAGAUUCCAUUAAUUUGCCAGAUAAAUAGCAUGUGAUGAUGUGCCAUAUGGUGAGGCAACUAAAGAGGGUUCCCGCUCUUUCAUUAUUUUCUACCCAAAUAAGUUAAUUAUUAAAAGGUACUGUUUUUAUAUUGAGGAUGUGUUUUUAAUUUAAGGGCAGUUUUUAAUCUGACCGAACGUGGGUCAUAUUUGCACUAAACAAUGUCUUUGUCCUUUUCAUGUCAGUCUGAAGCUGUUUUGACUUUUGUUUUACUGUAAAACAAUCAGUGUGUGCAUGACGUGCACUGAUAAGCUAUUUAAUUCUGAAAUAAAUAUCUUAAUCUUUAAA